Messenger RNA from Jaculus jaculus (lesser Egyptian jerboa), 1642 nucleotides. RefSeq names its product Wnt family member 11 (gene Wnt11). Bases 49 to 1113 code for a protein of 354 amino acids. The record is from RefSeq and is a predicted model, not a curated record. The transcript has 5 exons. NCBI's taxonomy places the organism in Eukaryota, Metazoa, Chordata, Mammalia, Rodentia, Dipodidae. Gene Ontology annotation, cellular component: extracellular region. Gene Ontology annotation, molecular function: frizzled binding; cytokine activity. Gene Ontology annotation, biological process: cell fate commitment; canonical Wnt signaling pathway; multicellular organism development.
GAUCCCCCCUCCUCUCUCUGCCCCCCGGGGCGCGCCCCGCUCGCGACGAUGAGGGCGCGGCCGCAGGUCUGCCAGGCGCUGCUCUUCGCCCUGGCGCUCCACACCGGCGUGUGCUAUGGCAUCAAGUGGCUGGCGCUAUCCAAGACUCCGGCAGCCCUGGCCCUGAACCAGACGCAGCACUGCAAGCAGCUGGAGGGCCUGGUGUCGGCGCAGGUGCAGCUCUGCCGCAGCAACCUGGAGCUCAUGCGCACCGUCGUGCAUGCCGCCCGCGAGGCCACCAAGGCCUGCCGCAGGGCCUUCGCUGACAUGCGCUGGAACUGCUCCUCCAUUGAGCUCGCCCCCAACUACCUGCUUGACCUGGAGAGAGGGACCCGGGAGUCAGCCUUCGUGUAUGCCCUGUCCGCAGCGGCCAUCAGCCACGCCAUCGCCCGGGCCUGCACCUCUGGCGACCUGCCCGGCUGCUCCUGCGGCCCUGUCCCAGGUGAGCCACCCGGGCCCGGGAACCGCUGGGGAGGAUGUGCGGACAACCUCAGCUACGGGCUCCUCAUGGGAGCCAAGUUUUCCGAUGCUCCUAUGAAGGUGAAAAAAACAGGAUCCCAAGCCAAUAAACUGAUGCGUCUACACAACAGUGAAGUGGGGAGACAGGCUCUGCGUGCCUCCCUGGAGACGAAGUGUAAGUGCCAUGGGGUCUCUGGCUCCUGCUCAAUACGUACCUGCUGGAAGGGGCUGCAGGAGCUGCGAGACGUGGCCGCCGACCUCAAGACACGCUACCUGUCAGCCACCAAGGUCGUGCACAGACCCAUGGGCACACGCAAGCACCUGGUGCCCAAGGACCUGGAUAUCCGGCCUGUGAAGGACUCGGAAUUGGUCUAUCUCCAGAGUUCGCCUGACUUCUGCAUGAAGAAUGAGAAGGUGGGCUCCCACGGAACACAAGACAGGCAAUGCAACAAGACCUCCAAUGGCAGCGACAGCUGCGACCUCAUGUGCUGUGGCCGCGGCUACAACCCCUACACGGACCGGGUGGUGGAAAGGUGCCACUGCAGGUACCACUGGUGCUGCUACGUCACCUGCCGCAGGUGCGAGCGCACCGUGGAGCGCUACGUGUGCAAGUGAGGCCGCACGCCGGGCCCGAGCGAGGGCGCCUCUCCACCGAGGACCCAUGGCCGGCCGGGGCCUGGAGACCGACCCCCCGGUGGACUGCCUUGCAAACUCCUGAUGCCCGGGAAAUAGGAGGCCACUUGUGCUGUGUCUCGACUUGGAAGCCACCAGGAACAGGAGGUCUGGUCUCCCUGGGAGAGCCGGGGCAUCAAAGGAAACCGAUAGGAUUAAAAAUAACCUGGCAGCCCGCAUGCUGCCUUCCAGGCUGCUCUAAGAAGCCAGGUUGGAUGGGUAAGACUGUGCGCACACUUGACCUUUCAAGGCCAGAAAGACCAACCUUCUGGAAUGUUCUUUGGGGCCCUGGGCCCACCACAUGGAACCACUAGCUUGGGUUGUAAAUUUUUUUUUUCAUUUUUCCCCCCCCUUUGGGAUGUGGGAGCUACAGAAAUAUUUAUAAAAUAUAGCUUUUCCUUUGGGGUGGCUCACUUCAAUUCCUCCUUAUAUAUUAUAUAUAAAUAAAUAAAUAAAUAUAUAUAUAUAUAUA